Pyrus x bretschneideri (Chinese white pear) is the source of this 1509-nucleotide messenger RNA. RefSeq names its product acyl-CoA-binding domain-containing protein 1-like. The record is from RefSeq and is a predicted model, not a curated record. NCBI's taxonomy places the organism in Eukaryota, Viridiplantae, Streptophyta, Magnoliopsida, Rosales, Rosaceae. The transcript is spliced from 6 exons. Gene Ontology annotation, molecular function: protein binding; fatty-acyl-CoA binding. Bases 192 to 1262 code for a protein of 356 amino acids.
CUAACUCUAUUUGUCCGCGGAGGACCCGAUGAUUGUCUCCUAUGCGGUGCGCUCUGAUCUCCGGGGAGUAAAACACCAUCUCACUCUCUCUCUCUCUAAAACUCCAAUCUUUUUCUGUCUCUUUCUCUCUCUAGAUCCCCGAUUUCGAGGGUUUGGGGUUAGGGUUUAGGAUUUUACGCAGAGAAGAAACAAUGGGCGGAGAGUGGCAGCAGCUCCUCCAAUCGAUAAUCCUCGGCCUCAUUUUUUCCUACCUCCUCGCCAAGCUCAUCGCCAUAGUCAUCUCCUUCAAGGAAGAGAAUCUCAGCCUCACUCGCGCUCGCGCUGCCGCCCCCGCCGACACCAAUCCGCCGCCGCUCAAAUCCGAGCCCCGCGACGACCAGCUUCGCUCCGCCGAUUUGAGCUCCGCGGCAAUUGAGGCCGAAUCGGUCGUCGCCGAGCACGGCAGCGUCAGGAACGAUAGCAGCGAAGCUGACAGUGACGAUGACUGGGAAGGCGUGGAGAGUACGGAAUUGGACGAGCUGUUCAGCGCGGCGACGGCGUUUGUCGCGGCGGCUGCGGUGGAUCGGCAGAAGGUGUCAAGUGAUGCGCAGUUGAAGCUUUAUGGACUUUACAAGAUUGCUACUGAGGGACCCUGCAGCGCGCCGCAGCCAUCUGCUCUGAAAAUGACUGCUCGCGCGAAAUGGCAAGCUUGGCAGAAAUUGGGUGCUAUGCCUCCUGAAGAUGCUAUGGAGAAGUACAUUGAUAUUGUCACAGAGCUUUAUCCUAAUUGGGCAGCAGGUCUGACUGUGAAGAGCAGAGGUGGAGAAGGUAGUGCAUCUGGUAAUGAUUCUAAAGGACCAAUGGGACCGGUUUUCAGCACCUUUGUUUACGAGGAAGAAUCUGAAAAGGAUUUAAAGAUGGAUGCUAUUCAUGCCUUUGCAAGAGAAGGAGAAGUGGAUAAUUUGCUUAAAUGCAUUGAAAGUGGCGUUUCGGUGGAUCAGAAAGAUAGUGAGGGAAGGACCCCAUUGCAUUGGGCUGUGGAUCGUGGGCACCUGAACAUGACAGAGCUGCUAGUUAGCAAGAAUGCCAAUGUUAAUGAAAAGGACAAUGAGGGGCAAACCGCGUUGCAUUACGCUGUUAUGUGUGAUAGAGAAGGCAUUGCUGAAUUUCUUGUGAAGCAAAAUGCAGACACAAGUGCAAAGGACAACGAUGGCAACUCUCCCUGUGAUGUCUGUGAGUCAAACUGGCCUUGGUUUCAGGGUGCAAAGCAGAAGAGUCACUGACUGACCGUCGUUUAUUUGAAACAUUCACGGGGGAUGUAUAUUCCUAAUCUGUUCGUCUUUUAAAGAGAUUUGAAAAUAGAGCAGUAUGUUGUGUAUGUACGUAGUUUCUACCUCGUCGUUGUGUAACAUUCUUUCGUUGGGUUACUCGUUUCCCCUAUCGUAGAAGUGCAAAGAAAGGUUUAACUCCCUGGGUUUAACUGGCACAAUAUAAUGCAUAUCGAGGGCCUACAUUUUACCAUCGAUCUAA